Molecule: messenger RNA, 1908 nt
Organism: Saxophila tyrrhenica
Lineage: Eukaryota; Fungi; Ascomycota; Dothideomycetes; Mycosphaerellales; Extremaceae
Gene: PPN1
Product: Endopolyphosphatase
Exons: 1
Coding region: 1-1908 (635 amino acids)
Biological process (GO): polyphosphate catabolic process
Cellular component (GO): fungal-type vacuole; membrane
Molecular function (GO): endopolyphosphatase activity; exopolyphosphatase activity; phosphoric diester hydrolase activity
Source: RefSeq, a predicted model, not a curated record
AUGCUAAUUGGGGACUCAGACUUCCACCCUGACCGCUUCUACGAAGUAUAUACCUCGACAAAGGAUGACGACGCAUGCCACAGAGGGCAGGGUCCGGCCGGCAUCUACGGAGCUGAGACGAGCGAUUGCGACAGCCCAAUCGAUCUGAUCAACAAGACGAUGAAAUGGAUAGGCUCGGAGCUGAAGGACAAAAUAGACUUCGUCGUCUGGACCGGCGACUCUGCUCGACAUGACAAUGACGAGGAGCUGCCUCGAAGUGAGGAGCAGGUGGUGGGCCUAAAUCAGUUUAUGGUUGACAAGAUGUAUGAGACAUUCGGAAAGCAUAACGGCGAUGAGGGUGACGAGGAUCCGAACAACGACUACAUCAUACCGGUCGUGCCGAACCUCGGAAAUAACGACAUACUGCCACACAACAUCUUCAGAUCAGGUCCGAACAAGUGGACGCGAAACUACGCGAAGCUCUGGAGGCAGUUCAUCCCUGAGGCGCAAAAGCAUCAGUUUGAGCAAGGAGGCUGGUUCUAUGUCGAGGUCAUACCAAACAAGCUUGCGGUCUUCAGCCUCAACACGCUGUUCUUCUUUACAAGCAACGCAGCCGCAGAUGGGUGUGCUUCACAUUCAGAGCCUGGGUAUCGGCAGAUGGAGUGGCUGCGGAUCCAGCUUCAGUUCAUGCGGGAUCGAGGCAUGAAAGCCAUCCUGACGGGACAUGUGCCACCCAUACGAGAAGACACCAAGACGACCUGGGACGAGACAUGUUGGCAGAAGUACACGCUUUGGCUGCGGCAAUACCGAGAUGUUGUCGUUAGCAGCCUGUACGGCCACUUCAACUACGACCACUUCAUCCUGCAGGAUUUUGAUGAUCUUCGAAAAGGCACGAAGAAGGGCAAGAUGCCGAACUACGAGAUCGAGGCAGCAGAGGACGAUGAGCUUCAUGCUGAGGUGUCAUCGAACUACUUCAUUGAUCUGAGGAAGGUGUGGUCGAAACUUCCAAGUCCACCUAAAUCUCUCAGCUGGUUGGACCAGUUGCAUGCCGAGAUCGACGAGCUCCGACACGAUCAGCGACCGCUAUCCCAGUCGAAGAAAAUUCUGACGAAUUUUGUGAAAAGCAAGAAGAAGAAGCGAAAGGAGAAGGAGAAGAAGUAUCUGAAGAAGAUGGGUGGCGAGUUUGCCGAAAGGUUCUCAGCUGCCUUCGUCAGUGCCAGCGUUGUCCCGAACUUAUACCCAACAUUGAGGGUCUACGAGUACAACACCACCGGACUGGACCACCAGGCCGGGCUUGAGCAGCUCUUGGCCCCGAAAGCAAUGCCCGAGCUGUCAGAGGAUGCUGGUGACGAAAAUGUGUCUAUCGCGAAGAAACGCAAGUACAAGUUCGAAGUUCCGGACUCGCCUUCGAAGUCGUCGCCACCUGGACCGGCGUACUCGCCGCAAACCCUGUCGCUGAUACGCUAUAAGCAGUACUUUGCCAACCUUACGCACAUCAACAAUGACUUCCAUGGCCUCCCGGUUGGUUCCGAAAGAGCCGAGUCAAGUGACCUGAACGCUGCGAAAUGGAAAGAAGGCAAACACAAGGGCAAGACGAAGCCAAAGGACCAUGAGCCGAAUCCAAAGAAGUUCAAAUUUGAGCUUCACUACGACACCAAGGACGACGAUGUCUACAAACUGGAGGACCUGACAAUGCCCAAUCUUGUUGAUCUUGCGAGGCGGAUCGGCGGGUUCAAGGCUAGUGAUGCUGCGUCUGAUGCAGCAAGUAGUGACAGUGUUGGUGCAUCGAAGAAGAAGAAGCACAAAAAACACAAGAAGCACAAGCACAAGCACAAGAAGUCAAAGCAGGAUGAAGCGUGGUUCACUUUCGUGCGGCGUGCCUUCGUCGAAACGCUGAGUCAAGACGAGUUGGAGGAAGAGUUUGGCUAA